UCGCGGUGGACUCCGCAUGGCGCAGGACCUUGAGCUUGGGAUGUCUGUGUCUCCCGGCUCUCAGACACAUCUGGACGCUCUGCUUAGAAACCUCUACGACUUUGGGGAGACAGAAGAUGAAGCAGACCAAAACUAACAUCCAUGAGAAAGACAUGAGUAUACAAGAAUUUAACUUAGAAAAGGCACGUUUGGAAGUGCACCGGUUUGGGAUCACAGGUUAUGGAAAAGGAAAGGAAAGAGUACUGGAACAGGAACGCGCCAUUAUGCUGGGUGCUAAGCCUCCUAAAAACAGUUAUGUGAAUUACAAGGUUUUCCAGGAGCAAAUCAAAGGAAAAAGGGCAGCAAAGGAGGAAGAACAGAGAAUGGCCCAGGACACAGAUAUUUUCAAGAAAAAGAAGAGGAAAGGGCAGGAAGACAGGAAACUCAAAAAGAAGAAAUCAGCUCCCAUUUUGUCAAGUGGAUGGAGUAGACAGAGAGCCUGGCCCCACCUUACUCCUGCCUCCCACAGCUGCAUGGCCCAGACGACGGAGCACUGUCCCAGGAGCUUCUUCCCAGUUGUGGACACCUCUGUGAGGAUCAGUCCUUACUCCGCACAAGCUUCAAGCUUCCUGCUUAUUGUUCCUCCCAGUGAUCCACCAAGGGAAGUUGUGAUUCCUGUCCCUGCAACUCUUGGUUCUGUGGACCCAGAGACUGUUUCCCAACGGGAGAAGCAGAAAACAGUCUGCAAGUGGCAUAAUAUACUGAAGAAUCCAGUCCCCAAAGGCUCAAGGAUAGCCUUUUCCAGGUAAAGACGAGAACCUGCAAGCUGGGGCUCUGAAGGAGUGGUAUCCUGGGCAGGAACUGGCACUCAGAGCCUGAGAUUCCAGAGUGUCUCUGCCUGCUGCUCUCUGGAUGCCCAUGACAAAGACUGCCCUCCUCUUG
This is a messenger RNA of Manis javanica (Malayan pangolin), 921 nucleotides long. The record is from RefSeq and is a predicted model, not a curated record. NCBI's taxonomy places the organism in Eukaryota, Metazoa, Chordata, Mammalia, Pholidota, Manidae.